Messenger RNA from Laccaria bicolor S238N-H82, 183 nucleotides. RefSeq lists its product as uncharacterized. Bases 1 to 183 code for a protein of 60 amino acids. The record is from RefSeq and is a predicted model, not a curated record. The transcript has 2 exons. NCBI's taxonomy places the organism in Eukaryota, Fungi, Basidiomycota, Agaricomycetes, Agaricales, Hydnangiaceae.
AUGGGGUGCUCCAAUGUUCUGUCCGGUGGCGCGGAGGGUUUCAUCACAUGCGUCAACUUCUUUCUUGAAGCGGUUGUUUUGUACAGAGCGAGGCGGACUCCGGAGUCAGACAAAUUCGCAGAGGUGUCUACGGUUUUGCAUCUAGCUGUCAGCGUCUCUCCGAGAAAAAGUGCUUCCAUUUAG